Molecule: messenger RNA, 339 nt
Organism: Fibroporia radiculosa
Lineage: Eukaryota; Fungi; Basidiomycota; Agaricomycetes; Polyporales; Fibroporiaceae
Exons: 2
Coding region: 1-339 (112 amino acids)
Source: RefSeq, a predicted model, not a curated record
AUGGCAAAACUCCUAUCAUUUGUGUUCUGUACUGUCCUUCUCUCCGCCACGCCUACGCUCGCUCUCCCGACGCCGCUAGAUGGCACAGUCGUGGUGAGCAACAGCUCCAGCAUCUCGUCGGGGUCGACCACGACGUCUGCGAUUCCGGCGAGCGAGACGGUCGCGCCGGCGAGUGACGAUCCAAACUACGUGAUGUGGAACACGACGACUACGAGCGAUUCGAGUGUGCAGGCUGUGCGGAUUGGGAGCACGUCGAGCGAGACGGUCAAGAGCGAGCGAAAGGAGCAGCGGAGAGUGGGCGAAGAGGAGAUGCAGGAGAUGCAAGAGGAUGGAGAAUGA